Messenger RNA from Emiliania huxleyi CCMP1516, 5001 nucleotides. RefSeq lists its product as hypothetical. Gene Ontology annotation, cellular component: guanylate cyclase complex, soluble. Gene Ontology annotation, molecular function: guanylate cyclase activity. The coding region runs from base 1 to 4848 and encodes 1615 amino acids. Lineage: Eukaryota; Haptophyta; Isochrysidales; Noelaerhabdaceae. Gene Ontology annotation, biological process: cyclic nucleotide biosynthetic process; response to oxygen levels. The record is from RefSeq and is a predicted model, not a curated record. The transcript is spliced from 19 exons.
AUGCCCAAGGGCACCGGUAGUCCCGUCGAUGGCCAGAGAAUCCCUGGCAUCUCGCUCGAAUCCAUCGCCAGGCAGAAGACUCUGGCGCCGGCGCCACGGCUGUCGCCGACAUCAGAGCCGCCCGGCAGCGGCAGCCGACCGCGUAGAGCGCCGACGAUUGUCGGAGACUCGCUCACCCGCGCCAGCUCUACCGCAUCGCUCUCUCCGCGCACCGCGCCGAUCCUCGGCGAUGCGCUGAUCGACGCCGCCGAGGCUGAUGCCGACGACCAGAAUGCCGAUGCGCAAAACACAUUCCAGCUCGGGAGCGGCGCGGGCCACCUCCGCUCGUUCCGGAUCGUGCUGCUCAGCCUGGCGCUGUUCUCGAUCGCCCUCCUCAUCUACGACCACCUCACCCUCUGCGCCGAGAAGGACGUGCACCCGCUGCAGGAGCCGUGGGGGCCGAAUCGCCGCCGCGCCCUGCAAGAAGAAACAAACAGCAGCAGCGCGCUGCCGCUCGACCCCGUCUACUGCGGCAGCGGCACUGACUUCGCGCUGAUCAUGCGGGGCGCACAACUCGGCUUGCUGGUGCACGCCUGGGCGUGGACCGUUCUGCCGCAGAGGCUUCCUCCGUGCCUCGAGUGCCACCCGGCGACGGAGCGGAUCUUGGUGCUGGUCGUGAUGGUGCUGACCAGCUGGGGCUGGUGCAUGUUCAACACCAUCGCGCUCUACCAGCACCAGGUGGGGUCCGACGGCGGGCCCGAGGAGUCUAGCUUCAACUUCCUCUUCCUGAUCGUCAUGUACACGGUCUUCACACCCGGCAUGCCCUUCGAGAUCGUCGUCUUUGCGGGCUGGGGGCUGAUGAUCGUGAUGGCGGCCACGAAUGCCGCGCUCUGGGCCUGGGUGCGCCAAGACGACGGGAACGACUUUGCGAACAAGUGGGGCUACGUCCUCUUUGCCGAGAGCUUCAAGGAGCUCGUCGUCAACAUCCUGGGCACCUUCACCACCUUCGAGCUCAUCAGCGAGAUGCGGCGCCGCAUGCACCGGCUAAUGACAAACACGCUCCCCGAGCCGAUCCUCGCCGCCCUCGGCGGAGGGGACACCGCGUGCGUGCGCGUCUACCCCGGCACGACGGUGCUGCAGGCGGACAUGGCGGACAUGGUUGGCUUCACCAAGCUCUCGGCGACGCACCCGCCUCAGCGAGUCCUCGGACUGCUCUCGGACAUCUUCGAGGCCUCCGACCGGCCGUGCGAGACGCGCCGGGUCGAGGGGUACGAGCUGCUCAAGACCUACGUCAACUGCACGCCCAACCUCCGGCGCGAGGACAUCCCGCCCGCCGACGUCGAGGUUGGCAUCCAGGGCACGUACUGGGUGAGCCCGGGCGGAGCAGACGACCGGGGCAGCUGCGACCUCAACGACGUGUCGGCGAGUGCGGGCGCGCGGGCGCUGCGUGCCCUCCUCGAAGGCGGCGGCGGCGACCAGCCCCAGCGAGGCGGCAUGCGCUCGCUCCUCGCAAAGCCGCUCGCCGCGUCUGCGCGCGCGUGCGCGACCAGCCCGGUGGGCGGUGCCGGUGGCGGCGGCUGGAGGUCCCUGUGGGGGGGGGGCGGCCGCAAGUCGCGUCCGGACGGCUCCUCCUUCGGGCGGCGAGGAGGGAGCGGCGGGGGGCUCGAAGGGGCGUCCUCCUUCGGCGGCGGCGGCUGUGGCUCGCUCGAGGGCGAGGUGCUCGACCCGGACGCACCGCCGCUCGAGAUCACGGACCGCGCCUCCUCGUACCACUUUUUCACCACGCCGCGCGCGUCCAACCCGUGCCGCGGCUCCUGCGAGUGCCGCGGCUCGAUGGCGGCCCCUUCGCCGCCCGGCUACUCGUCUGCACCGGCGCGCCGGCUCGCAAACUUCUCCGCAGAGCCCGGGGCCCGCAACUCGGCCGGCCCUGCGUGGGACCUCGCCUCGCCUCGCGGCGGGCGGAGCGACGCCCACUCCUUCGGGCAAGGCGCCGCUGCUUCGCCAGCCGCUCCGCCGAAGUAUGACUUCGUGGCCGAUUUGCCGCAGGCGCGCGCCUCGUGCUUCUCGCGCGCAGACUACAAGUCGCGCCGGGACGGCUCCGUCGGCGAGGGCCGGCGGGGAGGGUCCGUCCCGGCGGCGUCGCAGGUGUCGGUGAUGGAGGACAUUGUCGAGACUGGGGAGGGGGACACGGUCGCGCCGACGUCGUACACGGUGCAGAUGCUGCCGUCGGAGGUGAUCGACGCGCUCCGCCGCUCCGCCAUCUUCCUCUCCUUUCUGAUGCUCAUGGCGGGGGGCUACGACUUCGCACACUGGUGGCAGCACCCGCUGAUCAUCGACCAGCACGGCAGCUACCAGACGGUCAUCAACCUGCUCCUCUGCCGCUACCUGGGCGGGAUGCUCACCUCGGCCGCCAUCGCCUCGGUCCUCAUCGUGCUCCGCUUCUCGAUCGGGGGCGCGCAGUACGCCAACGUCGCGCUGCUCACCUUCCCCUUCUUCACGUCGAUGGUCGGGUACUGGCUCGCGCCCGACGCCUCGUCCCAGUUGCUGCACAUCGCGUUCGGCUACUCGACGCUCGCCCUCUCCCUCCCGCUCCUCGUGCUCAUCAUGAUCGUCCUCUCGGCGGGGUACCCCAUCUGCCAGACGGUGAUGCUGCGCUUCUCGCAGGGCAUGCGCCUCGCGUGCAACAACAAGGUGUACACGCCGGAGGAGGAGUACCCGCUCAUCUGGGCGCUCGUCGGCCUGGGCUGCGGCCAGCGAGAGAACGACGACGGCGUCCUCGAGAACGGGGAGUACGACACGCCGGACAUCCUCCCGUUCUCGUGCGCGAGCAGCCAGCUCGCGGGACGGUACGCCACGAAGCGAGGCUUCCCGGAGCCUACCUACUGCAACCCGCCCUGCCCGGAGGACCCGACGAGCUACUGCCCCUCCAACUGCGAGUCGUACUUCCUCGACAGCAGCAUGCUGAUGACCAUCUUCCUCUUUGUCAUCGCGCACGGCGUCGGCAUCAUCUACAACCUCAACAGACGGCCCGACCUGCGCAGCCGCGCCACACCUGCUAAGUCCGGCCUUCGCAACCACGCCAAGCUCCUCGACGACACGCGCGAGCACAUCGACGACAUCAAGGAGGAGGUCGUGCGCUGCCAGCAGCUGCUCGAAAACAUCUUUGCGCCCGAGGUGCUCGAGCGGCUCAAGGCCAAGGCCGCGGUGGUCGGCCUCAAGUCGCUCGUCGACGACGAGAACCAGAACGGAGAGGACGUGGUCGACGUGCUGCAGCUCGUCUUCAACCGGUUCGACCAGCUGGCCGACCUCUUCAAGGUUCAAAAGGUGCGCAAGACGGUCAACGAGUACUACAUGGUCGCCGCAGGACUCCCCGACCCGACACUGCUCGAGGAGGCGGGCGCUCGCGCCUGCGCCUGCGCCGCCCUCGCGCACUCGAUGGUCCAGAUGAUGGACAUCAUCAACUCGGACCCCGUGCGGGACCUGGACGUGUCGCUGCAGCUGCAGGUCGGGAUCCACUCUGGCUCCGCCAUCGCCGGCAUCAUCGGGCACAAGCGCUUCCAGUACGACCUCUGCGGCGACGCGGUCAACACGGCCGCCCGCAUGUGCGCGUACUCCGCCCCCGGCUGCAUCACCAUCUCGGACACGACGCAGUCGCUGCUCGGCGAUGAGUACGCCACGCUCUCGCGCGGCGCGGCCGAGCCUCCGAAGGUGCAGCCUCUCUCCGCGCUGCUCCCGCCCGAGACGCUCGAGAAAGUGGAGCCGCCGCCGAUGCCGUCCCCGCAAAAGAAGCACGCCGCCGGCCGAACCAAGCACCGGUCCAAGCCUCUGGAGCGGGCGGCGGGGGCGGCGCCGCCUCCUUCGCCGACGCGCGAGGCGGGCGAGAGCUGGAGGGGGAGCGGGGGCAGCCUUGCGAGCGCCUCGCGGCGCCACUCUCAGGAAGGGGACUCGCGCCGGCACUCGCAGCGGCACUCGCAGGACGGCUUCCGGCUCGUCGAGGGGGCGACGCAGGCGCGGCCGUCGGACCUCAUCCGCAGGGCCACUGGCGACAGCCUCGGCUCCGGCCGGCUGCACGACCUGCACUUGCUCGAGAAGCACUCGCCUCGGGAUCCCGACGGCGCCGACGGCAGUUGCGCGCGUGUGUCCGAGGAGUCUGCGUCGGCGGCGAGCGUGCGGCGAGGCUCGCGCGGCAGCUCCGCCGCGCAGAGGAGCGCCGGCUUGCCGACCUCGUCGCCUCCGCACCAACGGAAGCCCGGACAGCAGCAGGGCGGAGGGCAGCAGGGCGGAGCGGCGGGAGAGGCGGCCGGCAUGGAGGCUUCGCCCACGCGGCGGAGGCACCGCCGGAAGGCGUCGAGAGACCGCGCGGCCGACCUCGCCCGCGGCGGCAUCGACGUCCGCUCCCCCUCCUUCGCCGUCAUCGCCAACCCUGCGCCUCCGCGCAAGCACAGCAGCAGGGGCGCGGCGGCGCAGGGGUCGGCGCGGCAGCGGCGGACGGAGGAGGAGCCUCCGCUCGCCGCUGUCGGCCGCAGGAGCAGCCGGGGCGAGUGGACCGAGGAGCUGGCGGAGCAGGCGGCCGUCAGCGUCGCCUUCGGCUCCACGAUCGGCGGCGGCGGCCGCGGCAUCUUCAACCAGCUCAGUCGCGAGGUCUCGCUGCCCAGCCUGACGGAGCGAGCCUCGCAGGGGGAAGGCAGCAGCGGCGGUAGCGGCGGCGGCAGCCGCCGCACGCCCUCCGCCUCCGCCGGCGUCGCCCCGGGCUGCUGGGCGGGAGAGCAGAGGAGCAGCCCGCCGACGCCGGCGGGCCAUGCCGGGCGGGAGAGCGACUCGCGGCGAUCCAUCGCAGACGGCAGGUGGUCGCUUCACGCGAACUUGUGAUGCGCCUCUCGGGCGCCCUCCGCUCGGACGCGUCAAGCGUAGAGGUAGCGGUUCUCUUUUCGCUGCCAUACACCGCGGCACUCUUCUCAUACUACUUCGCGUGCCGUCUACCGGUCUCUAUACGUUAACCCAGACUAACGUUUAAACACUCCC